AGCAGUGUCAAAAAGUCCAAUUUUUGACAAUAUUUUCCAUGUAUUAUGCCCCGCCCAUUUUACCGAGCAUUUAUUUGGUCUCUGAGCUGUGAUUGGAUCAAAAUCCCGUCAGUCGUGAUUUGCAGCAAGGUUGGUUGCAGUGUCGCGGUUGUUGAUGUAGCCGUCAGAAGUCAGGCGGCAGCGGCUCAGAGGACAGUUAGCAGGUAACAAUGCAGUUCUUGGGCCGGCUGUUGGACACAGUCUCCUCUGUCUCAACCCUCUUCACCAACCCUUACCGGGUCAGAGAUGUGCCACUGGCUGACUACGGUGGAGGAGGAAAAAUCCUGCUGAAAGACGAGGGACGUAUAGUUCUGUAUAAAAAUGCACAGUACCAGUCAUGGGACUGUGUGCUAAUGUGUCCUGAGACACCGAAUAUGGCUCUGAGGCUGUUUCAGGUGGCAUCAGAGGAGGAUGCCAUGAACUGGUUCCCGCAGUAUGCUCUCAAGCUUCGACCCUUUUAUGAGACACUGCCGUUGAAGGCUGAGACCACCCAGCCUAUCGUGGACUGCAUCCGCAACCACCCAGACUGGAGCUCCGCCCACAUCGCCGUGGACACGGGCCUGCGGGAGUGUCUCAAACACAACUAUGUCCAGAGUCAGAUCAAUGCUCGGGACACGUCAGGUCAGACGCCGCUGCACUUGGCGUGUGAGCGCAGUGACUCUGCGUGUGUGAAGGAGCUGUUGGAGGAAAGCCAGGCUCGCACUGACAUCAGAGAUCGCAACGGAGAGACGCCCAUGCACAGCGCCGCCAAGCAGGAUUCUCCUGCCAUCAUUCAGAUCCUGUGCUCACGGUUGUGCUCCGGGGUGAAUGAGCUGAACAACAACGGGGAGACGCCACUCCACGUGUCCUGCCGCUUGGGCCGAGUGGAGGCCGUCAAAGCUCUGUUGGGCGGCGGAGCCAAGUGUGAUAUCAUCGGAGGCAGCGGCUACGCCAUCCACGCUGCCAUGAAGUACAACGAGAAGGGGUGUGCGGAGGAGAUCCUCAAAGCAGACCCAGGCCAGCUCCAGGCUGAGGAUUCUGUAUAUGGUGGGACGCCUCUCCACUGGGCCAAAACUGCCGAGAUGUGUCGUUUGCUGCUGGAGCAUGGCUGUAUGGUGAAUUAUCUCAGUAAGACCGGAGAGAGCGCCCUCCACAUUCUGACCAAGAAGGGCCGCUUUGAGGCAGCCAUGGUGUUACUCACCCACGGAGCCAACGCCAACCUGAAGGGACAAGAUGGGAACACAGCUCUGCACCUCGCUAUGAAGAUGGACCACAUGGAGUUGAUCAAAGCUCUGAUUGUAUUUGGUGCUGAUGUGGAGAUCCACAACGACUUGGGAGAAACGCCUGGAUUGAUCGCUGCACGCACCAGCAAAGGUCCGAAUAGAAAGAUACUGCUGGACAUGCUGUGUAGUGUAGGGGUCCAGCGGUGCCUCCCCCCCUCCCCUGCCAGUCCUCCCCCCAUCUCCAACAAGGCCCCACCUCCAGGCAUAGGGUUUGAGGACAUCAUGUUCGUGGGGGCUGCAGUCACUGCAAUGAGCAGAGGCACAUCUGAAGUGGACGGGCCCAAAACGGGGAAAAGGAAGAUGGAAAGACUGCUGUGUCUGGAUGGUGGAGGUAUAAAAGGCCUGGUGCUGAUCCAGAUGCUGAUCGCUCUGGAGAGAGAGGCCGGUCGGCCCACCAGAGAGCUCUUCGACUGGGUGGCUGGCACAAGCACUGGGGGGAUUCUGGCCCUCGCUAUAAUCCACGGAAAGUCCAUGGAGUACCUUCGCUGCCUGUACUUCAGGAUGAAAGAGCAGGUGUUCAAAGGGUCACGACCCUAUGAAUCAGCACCACUGGAGGAUUUCCUGAAGAAAGAAUUCGGAGAGAACACCAAGAUGACAGAUGUCCAAUACCCCAGGGUGAUGGUGACCAGUGUUCUGGCUGACAGACAUCCAGGAGAACUGCACAUCUUCAGGAACUAUGACCCUCCCUCCGUCCACAGAGAGCCCCCGUAUGCCACCACGGCCACGUUCCAGCCUCUCACUGUCCCACAAGGAUGGGAGGAUGAGGAUGUGUUGAUAGUAGGAUACACAGUGGAGCCAACCAGAAAGCGUAGGAAGGUGACAGCUGAAGAACAACUUGUGUGGCGAGCUGCCCGCUCCAGUGGUGCUGCCCCCACCUACUUCCGACCGAUGGGCCGCUUUCUGGACGGAGGGCUAUUGGCCAACAACCCGACACUAGACGCCAUGUCAGAAAUCCAUCAGUACAACAAAGCCUUAAAAGCAGAGGGCCAUGGGACGGAGGUCAAGAAGCUGGGUAUAGUGGUCUCCCUUGGAACUGGUAAACCUCCUCAGGUGGUGGUGAGCUCUGUGGAUGUUUUCCGGCCUUCUAACCCUCUGGAGCUGGCCAAGAGCUUUGUAGGAGCCAAAGAGCUGGGCAAGAUGCUGGUGGACUGUUGUACAGAUUCUGAUGGCUGUGCAGUUGACAGAGCAAGAGCCUGGUGUGAAAUGAUCGACACCAUCUACCACAGAUUGAGCCCCCAGCUGUCUCAGGAGGUGAUGUUGGAUGAAGUGAGUGACGCAGUCCUGGUGGACAUGCUGUGGGAAACCCAAAUGUACCUUUAUGAGAAGAGAGAAGUCCUCCAAUCCCUGGCAAAAGUGCUAAUGGACAACUGAAAGCACAAGAAAAUCAUGAGGAAAGGCUAUGAAGAUGGGGCUAUAAGAGCAGAAAGGAAUGUGAAAGCAAAAUGGAGAAAAGGAGAGCAAAGGAGAGUCUUUUGAGUGGAGUCAAAGACAAGAGUGAUUGGAUGACGCACAAAGAUUAGUGAGCCACGUGUUUGAAUCGAAACUAUGAUGUCUGUGGCGGUGUGCUCUUUCUUUAAGACAAACCCCUUGAGCCGAUGUGACCACAGUGACUUUCAUAUUUACACUUAAAUGUCAGUACACGAUAGCAAAUGUAUAAAACAUGGCAGAGACUGAAAUCUAACAGGAAAACAACUGACAGGAUGUCGCCUAUUGGAAGACAAGUUAUGUAGCAUCUUAUGACCUUAUCACUGACCUUAUCAAGUUUAAUGUGUUUGUAUAUAAACCACUGAAUUAGAGUGUGGAGUUUCCCUCCUUUGGUAUGUGAAUACAGGGGAACUGUAGGAGGAAGUGGUUCCAACUAAAUCAUACUAAGAUCAGUAUACACUGUGACUGUGAUAGUGUCAGUUUACUGUCACCCUCUCCCUCUCUAUAGUGUUGCGUGAGAAGUUUUUGAAUCCAGUUCUCAUUGGUUGUGAUAAAACCAUAACGCCCUUCGUCAUUCUUCAUUUUGUUGUUCCUCUUUCUUUUUUUUUUUACCCAAGUAGCUGCAAAGACAAUGUACAGACAUAUUACUUAAGGCCAUAUCAGAAGGACCCUACAGUAGCACAACAAAAUCUGCAAUAUACUGUAACACAGCUUGGACGAUGGUGAUGAUGAACCAGAUCUGCCUUAUGUGUCUGGGGCCCAAAUUUGUACUGUUUUCUUUCAUUCACAUCACACUGUCAUGCCUUUUUAUAGGUUAUUUAGACUGACUUUAAACAUAACCUCACUCCCAUUGCUAACUUGCUUGCACACUGUACACUUGUUACAACCUUUCAUAAAGGUAUCUUGAACAAAUAUUUAACAUGUACUUGUACAACUGGAAUUAUACACUUGAAUUAUAAACUUACUUGAAAGACAAAGAAACAAUACUGCACUGGUGUUUGUACAACCUAAACUAGAAGUAACAAAUUAUUUACAUAUGUUUUUUUUUGUAUAUGGAUUAAUUACUGAAGUGUAUACUGGUAUGGUAAUAAAAUAUAUUAAUAUGGACUUCA
Messenger RNA from Thunnus maccoyii (southern bluefin tuna), 3838 nucleotides. RefSeq names its product phospholipase A2, group VI (cytosolic, calcium-independent) (gene pla2g6). Gene Ontology annotation, cellular component: mitochondrion. The coding region runs from base 210 to 2672 and encodes 820 amino acids. Gene Ontology annotation, biological process: cardiolipin acyl-chain remodeling; positive regulation of ceramide biosynthetic process. The record is from RefSeq and is a predicted model, not a curated record. Lineage: Eukaryota; Metazoa; Chordata; Actinopteri; Scombriformes; Scombridae. The transcript is spliced from 19 exons. Gene Ontology annotation, molecular function: protein binding.